Messenger RNA from Monodelphis domestica (gray short-tailed opossum), 1329 nucleotides. The record is from RefSeq and is a predicted model, not a curated record. NCBI's taxonomy places the organism in Eukaryota, Metazoa, Chordata, Mammalia, Didelphimorphia, Didelphidae.
CAAGGCAAAUAGUGCAUGAUUACAGAAAAGGAAUUGUAUCCCCUGGGCUAACAGAAAAGGAAUUGUGGAGACCAAAUAUGUCUAUGAUUCAGCUUUUCAUCCUGACACUGGUGAGAAGAUGAUUUGGAUAGGAAGAAUGUCAGCUCAGGUUCCUAUGAAUAUGACAAUCACAGGCUGGAUGAUGACUCUUUAUAGAACUACUCCCGCAGUACUCUUCUGGCAGUGGAUUAACCAGUCCUUCAAUGCUGCUGUGAAUUAUACAAACAGGAGUGGUGAUGCCCCUAUUACUGUUAGUCAAUUGGGAACUGCUUAUGUAUCUGCAACCACAGGUGCUGUAGUAACUGCACUGGGACUUCAUGCACUAACCAAGCAUGUUUCACCCUUUAUAGGACGUUUGGUUCCUUUUGCUGCUGUAGCUGCUGCUAAUUGCAUUAAUAUUCCAUUAAUGAGACAAAGGGAACGCCAAGUUGGUAUUCCUGUUACAGAUGAAAAUGGAAACCGAUUAGGUGAAUCAGUCAAUGCUGCCCAACAAGCAGUAGCACAAGUGGUUGUCUCAAGGAUUCUCAUGGCAGCACCUGGCAUGGCCAUUCCUCCAUUUAUAAUGAACACUUUGGAGAAGAAAGCAUUGUUAAAGAGAUUCCCCUGGAGGAGUGCCCCUAUUCAAGUUGGAUUAGUUGGUUUCUGUUUGGUGUUUGCUACGCCUCUGUGCUGUGCAUUGUUUCCCCAGAAAAGUUCCAUGUCUGUGACACGCUUGGAGCCAGAAUUGAAAGCCAAGAUGAAAGCGACCAGCCCUGAAUUAGAACGAGUGUACUUUAAUAAGGGAUUAUAAAUUGGAAGAAGACUUGAACACUUCAAGAAUUAUCAUGCAAACCCCAAUACAUUGUUCCAGUGUUGGAAAAAGAACUCUUUGAUUUAAGUUCUUAUAGUUAGUUAAUUACUCCAUAGUGUCCAAAUUUACCUUAUUGGCUAAAUCCGUUACUUAGAAUUAUGGCUCAAUUCACAGAACCGUGUUAUCAUUGUGAGAAAAUACAUCCUGCUACUUUCAGGGUUAUUGUUUUGGAAGAAAUUUUUAACAGCCCACAUCCAGCACAAAACUGGGCACAUAGUAGGCACUUAAGACAUAUUUGUUGAUCAAUUGAUUAAAAAUGUUUACAUUAAAUAUCAAGCAAUGGAAGGUGAUUGAAAAAAAUAGAUCCAGCUUGCCUCCCCCUCUAUAUAUAAAGUCAAAAGGAUCUCCAUGUAUAGAAGGGAUUCAGAGAAGGCCGAAGAUUAAGAGCACUGAAAUCACUCUUGACACAUACUCUGACACCACCUCUGUUAUGUGCAACA